Molecule: messenger RNA, 1462 nt
Organism: Nicotiana tabacum (common tobacco)
Lineage: Eukaryota; Viridiplantae; Streptophyta; Magnoliopsida; Solanales; Solanaceae
Product: cold-regulated protein 27
Biological process (GO): response to cold; regulation of circadian rhythm
Source: RefSeq, a predicted model, not a curated record
CAAAGACUACCCCUCUUAUACCCCCAAAAUUCACGCUUAUUCGCCAGCGUGUUAAUAUAGAGAGAUUUUUUUGUUUUCCAAACGUGCAUUAUCGGAGAUUUCAAAAUGGAAGACAGCUACAGGCCGGAGACACCGCCGGGAAGUUGCACUAAUGAGUUGACCCGGUUGAAUUCAAGCGCGUCAUCUUUAACUUUUGCCAAUUCCAACGAUACUUUGCUGCCGAGUGGAAAUGCUACCACGGACAAGAACACAGGAUGGACAAAUGAGAAGCACAAUACAUUUCUAGACUGUCUUGAAGCAUCAUUUGUAAAGCAGUUACACAGCUUCAUGGCAUCACAUGACGAGAGCUGCAGCGAUUUGUCUGAAAAGCUAUCUGCACAUGUCAACAAAGCUUCGGAGCAGUUUCCUGCUCUGCAUGAUGUCAGUUGGAAGAAGAUGAUUACUCUGAGGAAGCCACCUGUUGUGGAUAGUGCACCUGAUUCUCAUGAUUGCCCAAAAUUUCUACACAGUGAUGGACAGCAUCACAUUCUGGAUAUCCAAUUUUGUUGUAAACUCCAUAGCAAGGAGAAACGAAGGAAAGAUAAGAGGUCUUCAUCUUGUGGACACGGAACAAGAUCACAUUUAAUCCUAUCCGAAUCUGCAGGACUUAGGAAAAAAGUUUGUAGACUUACUGAAGGUUCUGGUCAAAAUUUUGUGGAUGAAGAUUUUGAAGAAAACUCGAGCUGCAAAAAGAUGAAGACAGCUUUGGUGGACACUACAGACCAAGAGCAAAUUGUUCCAACAAGGUAUCUUGGAGUCCAGGAGUUGCUAGUUCCAUGUCCCAGAGAAAUAACCAAUUAAAUCUUGGAAGUUCAUCAGAAAACAACCAAAGGAGCUAAUUCCAUGUUCCAGAGAAAUGAUCAAGUAAAAUCCGAAAGUUCAUCAGGAGACUGAUGGAUUUGAGUGUCCUCAGACUGCUAUGAGCCGUUGUUGAAAUGCAGCUGAGGGGUGGGUAAAUCUGGAGAACACUGAGUCACAAAGACAAGCAGUUGGUAUUUGCUGGGGGCAUCUCUAAAGGAUAACUUAAGCGAAUUUGAGAAGGUGCUAUUGGAUUAGAUUAGAUUUGUUACAAGAAAGUCAGUAGUGUUGGCGUAUCAAAUUUGGUUAAUAAUAUAGAGUAGGAAAAAGUAUAGCGUACAUUUGCAGAGGUUUGCAGUAUUGCACUACAAAUGUAAAUGAUAGUAGUAGUAGAUAAUUAUCUAUACACACAAGUAUUUUGCAAGAAAAAGAAGGGAGAAAUCAUUAAUUUUGUCAAUUUUGUGAUCUCUGUGAUCUAUCUAUAGAGUAGAUGUCUCUAUGAACUUCAGCUGGAGAACUGUAUCUGAUUCUUUUGUUUUCAUUCUUUUUUUCCCUUGCGUUUGUGAUCUUGAACCCCAUACAGUUUCAUGUAUGCAUAAUCAAAGGAACUCUUCGAUUAUUUGUA